UUGAUUUUAAGUUUUUUAUUUAUUUCUUUCAGUGCUUUUCAACUACCAGAUUAUGUCAGGUAACAUAUAAAGAAAUGUUCAAUCUUAAAUUAUAAAAGAAAUUAUUGAAUAAUGAAAGAAAAUUUAAUCACGACGCCUUUUCUUUUCGCUGUGAUCUGACGAUUUACUCGAACUCGGCCCGUCAUCUUUCCGUUUCGAUCCUUUCUUAGCUGUGUCCAAGAAUUUAUCAAGUUGGAAGAUAUCGUCCUCUUUCUCGAACUGCACUGGUCCUUGACGCUGAUUCUGUGCUGAUCGAUCAGUUCCUGAGAAUUCUUUAUCAGGAACAAAUCGACUUGUGCUAACAAUUUUCUCCAAGUCACCACCGUAAAUGUCUUGAUCGAUUUGUUUGCUCGGACGAUAAAGAUGAGAGCCCAAAGUUCCACUUUCACGCCAUGGUUUAUCGUAAACGUUGUAACCUUCAUCGUCACCGUAUCCAGAAUCCAUACCUUUAGUUGUAUUAAAUAAUCGCUGAUCAAAUUGGCUUUCACCACCGAACUGCGUCUUUGCUGGCAUUCCCAAAGCAAUCUGUUCACUAAUGUCACGCUCACGUUCUUUCUGAAGCUUCGAUCUCUUAUCGGGUGCUGCUCUUGCUAGAUUGCGAUCACGAGCACGUUCUUUAUGUCUUUGAUCGCGAAUCUCAUCACGUUCACGGACUUCAGCUGACACUUCAGCAUCGCCUGCUGUUGGAUGACGUAAACCAUUUCGUUCUUCACGUGCUCGUUGUGCCAUUUGUCGUAAUUGUUCUUCCUUCUUCUCUUUUUCCUUCUGUGCUAAUUUCUUCUCAAGUUGUGCUCGAGCUUCAACAGCAUCUCGCGCUUUGCGAUCAGCAAUGUAGAGUGCUUCAGCCAUUUUGGCGAAUUUUUCAUUUAUGUGAACUUGUUGUAAGCCACGACCAUCAGCAGCUAAACGUUUAUCGAGAGGAAUCGUAUAACCUUUUGCAUUCUUCCAGUUACUGAUACAAGGAGGAACUUUCCACUCUUUUUGUUCUUUAACUGAGACUUUUCGAGAUGGUGAAUGAAGAACAGGAGCUGGCGGUGACGGCGGUCCUCGAGGAAUUUUCUUAUUAAUUUUAAACUUUGGUGGUUCCAAAGGAUCAACUUGAGCUUCCACCAUCCGAAUGACUCGUUGCUUAGCUCCCGAAUUAAAUUGUCCAUUUCCUUGUUGUGCAGGAGUGUAACGAAUGUACUGAGCAGGUCCGGCUUUUUCUGCUGCUCUCACAGGCAUUGCAGCAGCAAUCUUUUGAUUCGUCAAUUUCUCUAAUGCUCUUCUUGUACUUUCUGUGAUGUCCUGGAUCUCCUCUUCUGAUGGUCGCUGCAAUUCUUCAGCAUCUUCAGCUAAAACUUCUGCUGGAAGUAAUUGAUUUAUGUUUGAGUAGACAAUCUUAUCUUUUGCAUGUCCCUGUUUAGCUAUGAUAUCGUAUUUGAUCUUUCCAGUGCUGUCUGUUUGAAGUGCAAGUGCAUUUGACUUUUUUCCACCAGUAUUUGGUGCUCCCAUUCCCAAUGGAUAUUGAGCGACAUGAAUCUCGGGAUAUGCUCCACCAUCACCAUAGUCGUUUUCUGUUCUUGGUAUAAAUCCUCGUCUAGCACCAUAAGGAGGUGCUGUGGACUUGGCAUUUUGAAGCGCUCCUAAAUUUACUUUCACUACUGUUUUUUCAUCGUCUCUGUCGAAUACUUUAUUAAGUGGAGCAGGAAGUAAACUUGAUAAAGACAUUUUAUUUUAUUUCGCGACUAAAAAUUAUGACGAAAAAAAACUAAAGUUUAGCAAACAUGGUCAUGUUUUAGAACAGGGAAAUUUCUUUUGUUGUGCUAAAGAAGAGUGCUAAAGAAAAGUGCUAAAUAUUAAUUUCGUGGUCACAAAAAAAAAGUUGAAACUUAAAAUUCAUAAAAAUAUCAAUUAAGUCUUAUUAACAUCGAUAAUAUCAAAUUUUAUAAUUCAACGAGAAUCAGAAACAUAAAGAAAUGGCCACAAGAAAGAAGGUUCUUUUAAAAGUGAUCAUUUUGGGAGAUUCCAGUGUAGGAAAGACGUCACUCAUGAAUCAGUAUGUCAACAAACGAUUUUCAAAUCAGUACAAGGCUACAAUCGGUGCUGAUUUCUUAACAAAGGAAGUCGUCGUGGAUGAUCGCGUUGUGACUAUGCAGAUAUGGGACACAGCUGGUCAAGAGCGCUUUCAAUCUCUCGGUGUCGCUUUUUAUCGUGGUGCCGAUUGUUGUGUUCUCGUAUUUGACACUACAGCUCCAAACACAUUCAAGAACCUUGAUUCCUGGCGCGAUGAAUUUUUAAUUCAAGCAAGUCCAAGAAAUCCGGAACAUUUCCCAUUUGUUGUUUUGGGAAAUAAAAUUGAUUUGGAGAAUCGAGCUGUUUCAAGUAAACGAGCUCAGCAAUGGUGUCAGUCUAAAAAUGAUAUUCCAUAUUUCGAAACAUCAGCCAAGGAGGGAAUUAAUGUUGACCUCGCUUUUCAAACAAUCGCCAAGAACGCUCUCGCCCAGGAAACUGAAGAUAUGGAGACAGGCGGCUUCCCCAACAUAACACUGAAUCCUGAGCCCAAUACACGACAAAAUCAAAAUGAUUGUUCAUGCUAAUUGAUAAUUUAAUUUAUCCUUUCUCACAUUUAAUGCUGGUGAUCGUUGCAUACACACAAAUUAUCUUUUAUCAUGGCAAAAAUAGUUCGUAAAUCAAAAAAAUUAAAGGGAGAAAAAUCGUACAGUGCAGUGCUUGUUGUGUAAGGAAACAAAGAUGAAUAUUUAAGAAACAUAAAACAAAUUUUCUUAAUUUUAUUCAUCAUUUCUUUUUCUUUCGUCUUUUUAAGUUACGUCAAUGAAAAGUUUGUGAGAAUGAAAAUAAAAAAAGUUUCUGAGAAAUAUCAGAAGGAAUAUCAUCGCAUGCAAAGAGAUUAUAUGAUUAUUGAAGUUAAUUGAAAGAUGUCAAUUGUUCAUCUUUCAAUAAUCUUUCAAAUAAGUUAGCGACGUAAUGACCAGACGACCUUUGUAGAUUAUUCUGUCGUUUAAUUUGUAUUCAAUUUAUAAUUUUCCGCUAUAAAUUAUUGUUGUCGUUUACUAGACGACAAACAGAAAUGGAAAAUAUUUAAAACUAUUUAAAGAUUAUUCUUAUAUCUUCAAAAUAUUACGAUUAACAUUGAAACUUUCCAUAAUUUGUUUAGCUUAAUCUCGCAAUAUGAAAAGGAAUGAAGAAAUGUUUUCAGUCGUCAAAAAUUAUUUCCUAGUUAGACGGAUUUGUUGUAUCAAAAUCAUUAUUUUUGUACCUCCUACCAUUUGUUUAAUUAAUUGUUUAAAGAAGAAAAUACGAAAAGUUAUCUUGCUUUCUAAAUUUUCAUAAAAAUUUUUUAUUGGAGCUUUGAAACUUUUAUAUGGAAUUGAAAUUUACUCCAAUAGCAUAAUCAUAAUUCCUAUGCUACAACAUUAAUACAUUUAAAGCUCUGACUCGUACAGCUUCAAUAACGUAAAGAAAAUUCCAUGGAAAGAAGAUUAAAAAAAUUAUUUUAGUGUAGAAAGAAUUUCUGGCACUUUUUCUGUAAACUCUUUGAAUCCUUACCGAACAUUGAGAUUGUCAGUUGUUAUCAUUGAAUAAAUUCCCUGAAAUUAUUAAAUAACUUGAUCUAUAUCUAUAGGAUUCCAAACAAAUAAAACAAAAUGAUUUUAAUCUAUUUUUUCUUUUUUUCUUCCUUCAAUAAAUAAAAUUGAAAAUAACAGAAAAUUAAAAUUUUUGAUAAAUAAAAAAUUAUGUCCCUAAAUUUGAAACGUGAAAUAAUUAAUUAAUAAAUAAUUCUAUAAAAUAAAUAUCUAGAUAAAUGUUCUUAAUUGAAUAAAUAUUUUUAUGUUGACUCGAAAUAUUUUCAGAGCGAAUUUUCUCUCCUUCUUUCUCUC
Clunio marinus is the source of this 3920-nucleotide messenger RNA. NCBI's taxonomy places the organism in Eukaryota, Metazoa, Arthropoda, Insecta, Diptera, Chironomidae. The record is from the annotation of a GenBank genome assembly.